CACAAAGGAAAAGGCAUUUUAUGACUGAGCACUGCUACAGUGAGGACCUUGCCUGUGAUUUUGCAUUGCAACAUAAGCUAAGAUACAGUGUUGGAUUAUGGAGGGGAACUUGACAUAUCUGUUGGGCAGAGGGGACUCUGAAGACAUGUUGGUGGGCUACAUGUCACCAACAUCUAACUCCUCUGCAGCCUAUGAAUAUGCUUUCUCCUACCCAGAAUUGGACAUCAGCUGCGAUCUUGAAAAUAUUCCACCAUUUGCAUCUACCUUUUUUCCAGUACUGUACUCUCUACUGUUCGUGACUGGCCUUCUGGGAAAUACUUUGGUUGUUUGGGUUCUAAUAGCCUUCAAGAAGAUCAGGGCCAUGACUGAUGUGUAUCUGCUGAACCUCGCCAUCUCUGACCUCCUCUUUGUUUUCUCCCUCCCCUUCUUGGUUCAGUACUCCAUCAGGAGCCAGUGGACUUUUGGAAAUGUGAUGUGUAAAAUCAUCAGCUCAGCUUACUUUAUUGGUUUCUACAGCAGCGUCUUCUUCAUAACCAUCAUGAGUAUUGACAGGUACUUGGCCAUUGUCCGGUCUGUCUAUGCUCUACAGGUUCGCACAACUGCUCAUGGGGUUAUCACCAGCCUGGUCCUUUGGACAGUUGCCAUUUUAGCAUCAGUGCCAGACUUAAUUUUUUUCCAGGAAACAACUUACAGUAAUCGGACUCAGUGCAUCCCUCACUAUCCUGACAGCAGCAAUGGCUGGAAGACUUUCAGUAAUUUUGAAGUCAACAUCCUGGGGUGGCUGAUCCCUGUUGCUGUCCUCAUUUUCUGCUACCACAACAUCUUGAAACACCUGCAGAAGUGCCAUACUCAGAACAAGUACAAAGCAACGAAACUGGUUUUUAUUGUUGUCAUUGUGUUCUUCCUCUUCUGGACCCCUGUAAACAUUGUGCUUUUUCUGGACUCUCUGAGGAACUUGUACAUCAUUGAUGACUGCCAGACAAGCCAAAGGCUAGACUUAGCUACGGAGCUGGCUGAGGCGAUGUCCUUCAUCCACUGCUGCCUCAACCCAGUCAUCUAUGCCUUUGUGGGUGAGAAGUUCAAGAAACAUCUGCGCCAAGCUUUCAGAAAAUACAUGAAUUUUCUACUGAUCUGCAAAGACUACAGUGCCUUCAACAGGCGCAGACUGGACAACCGCUCCUCUCUGCACGUGACAUCCUCACAGUCAUCUUCUAUUGACUUUGUCUUGUAAAGCUACAAGUCAAAAACUUUCAUCCUGAACAGGUGAUCUGAAGUUGAGAAGUCCUCCCAGCAGGGCAUCCACAGAAAUGCACUAUUUGGGCAACCUUUUAGGACAGGAAAAGCAGCUGUUCGAGCUUGCUUUUAUCAUGGUUUCCUUUGUGGUUCUUACCUUUUAGCAUAUUCCUCCCUUUCCCUUGGCAUGUCCUGCCCUGCCUGCUUUGUGAAAUAGAGGCUAAAAUUACCAGCAAACUCUUGGACUCCCUGAGCGGCAUGGAGAGGUGCCUUAGAAACAUUUCUUCCCCAACCCCAGAUUUAGUGCUGAAAGUUCCUGUUUCUGUUUGUGAACUCAGGGCACUUGGAUGAGCCUUCCUUCAUCUCAGCAGAGUGGGCUGGCUUUGUAGACAGAAAUGGGUCUCACAGCAAGAGUAGGAAACUGCUCUUUGGAGAGAAAUGAUAAUCAAGUCCAAGGUAUCAUACCAGGGACUGGCUCCCAGUCGACAGAUCUGAAUGAGGUUUGCAGCCCAGAAGGAGCUUAGUGAGUGAAUAAUUAAAUAAGCAACAAAGAAAUCAAUGCUAUGCAAGUGUUUUGACAAAAACGUGAAGGAAUAUCUAGGUAUGAUCCCAGCUACCCAUCUGUUACCAGGGACUGCAGCCCCUGGGCUGGAAGGAUUUGGAAGCUGUAGCCUAGAAAUGACACUGUGAGUGUCAAGGAAAAAAACCUUGUGGGGAUGAAUGCUCUGUGGAUGAGUGGAGAAAUAGUUACCCAGGAAAAGAACACUGAAGAGUGGAAAAGGUACUGAGAGUGAGCUGAGAAUGAGUCAUAUGUCAAAUCUUCUUAUGUACCCGCUGGCCAGUAAGCCACAGAGUGGGGCAGUGGCUGCUCUCAACAGAGCCCUGACCUGGUGGCUGAGAGGCUGGUGGUUCUGCAGAUGCCCAAAACAGGAUGGAGAGAGGCAUGAACAGGGUAACACCAAACAUCCUGUAACUCAGGUAGUAUAUAAAGCAGAUGACACUGGCUGGUUUGAGUGUUCAGAGGCUUCAGAGAUGCCUAAAACACAGAUGACACUCCCAUUUCUCCAUAAGGGAACACUUUAAGCAACUGAUGCAUCAGUAUGGUUGCUGCUCUUGAUCUUGCGACUGGAGUUGACCUCCCAGUUACUGUUCCAACUUGGUAAUUGUGAAUGACUGAUGUAUGUGUGACUGGUUACCUGGGCAUAUAUGUAUAGAUGUACCUAUAUACAUAUAUACAUGCUUGUGUAUAUAUACAUAUACAGAUAUACAUAUAUACAUGCUUGUGUACGUCUAUAUACACAAAUACAGACACAUACAUAGACAUGCACGUAUAUAUACACACACCUAUGUAUCUUUUAUAUAUGUACAAAUACUGAUAGACAAAUGCAAUGAUGUUCUGAAGCUUUUAGUCAUGAC
This is a messenger RNA of Cuculus canorus (common cuckoo), 2649 nucleotides long. Its product is annotated as C-C chemokine receptor type 8. Bases 98 to 1231 code for a protein of 377 amino acids. The transcript is spliced from 3 exons. Lineage: Eukaryota; Metazoa; Chordata; Aves; Cuculiformes; Cuculidae. Gene Ontology annotation, biological process: immune response; G protein-coupled receptor signaling pathway; chemotaxis. Gene Ontology annotation, molecular function: chemokine receptor activity. The record is from RefSeq and is a predicted model, not a curated record. Gene Ontology annotation, cellular component: membrane.